UUCCUACACUGAUCCGUUGUCAGCGUCUCUGCACAGCACAGGACGCCCCGUCCGGCCUCAGCUUCAUCUGCCCGGGCUUAGUAAACAACAGCGGACCCUGCACACACGGUACCCGGGUGGAUGAGAGACAGUCCAGAGGGUCGCUCGGCACCCACUACACCUUUGCAAGGCGCGUUGGCCCCCGCAGGACAGAAGCGGUAAAAGUCACAGGCAGAUAUGGCUUUGAAGAUUGUCAAAGGGAGCAUCGAUCGGAUGUUCGAUAAAAAUCUUCAGGAUUUAGUACGUGGCAUUAGGAAUCACAAGGAAGAAGAGGCCAAGUACAUCUCCACAUGCAUCGAUGAAAUCAAACAGGAGCUCAAGCAGGACAACAUCGCUGUCAAAGCCAAUGCCGUGUGCAAGCUCACCUACCUUCAGAUGCUGGGCUAUGAUGUCAGCUGGGCCGCUUUCAACAUCGUUGAAGUCAUGAGCUCCUCCAAGUUCACAUACAAGAGGAUUGGCUACCUGGCGGCCUCGCAGUGCUUUCACGAGAGCACUGAUGUCAUCAUGCUGACAACUAAUCAGAUCCGAAAGGAUCUCAGCAGUCCCAACCAGUAUGACACAGGCGUCGCCCUCACCGGCCUCUCUUGUUUUGUGACCCCUGACCUGGCUCGGGACCUGGCCAAUGACAUCAUGACCCUGAUGUCCCACACUAAACCCUACAUCAGAAAGAAAGCAGUGUUGAUCAUGUACAAGGUGUUUCUGAAGUACCCGGAGUCUCUGCGACCUGCUUUCCCCCGGCUCAAGGAGAAACUGGAGGACCCAGACCCAGGUGUCCAGUCUGCAGCAGUAAAUGUUAUCUGUGAGCUGGCUCGGAGAAAUCCCAAGAACUACCUGUCUCUGGCCCCGCUCUUCUUCAAACUCAUGACCUCCUCUACGAACAACUGGGUUCUCAUUAAGAUCAUCAAGCUGUUCGGUGCGCUCACACCACUGGAGCCGCGGUUGGGGAAGAAGCUGAUAGAACCUCUGACCAACUUAAUCCACAGUACCUCUGCCAUGUCUCUGCUGUAUGAAUGUGUCAACACUGUGAUUGCAGUGUUGAUUUCCUUGUCCUCUGGGAUGCCUAACCACAGUGCUAGUAUCCAGCUCUGUGUGCAGAAACUGCGAAUCCUGAUCGAAGACUCGGACCAGAACUUGAAGUACCUGGGCCUGCUGGCCAUGUCAAAGAUCCUGAAGACUCACCCCAAGUCAGUGCAGUCUCAUAAGGACCUCAUCCUCCAGUGUCUGGAUGACAAGGACGAGUCCAUCCGGCUGAGAGCUCUGGACCUGCUCUAUGGCAUGGUGUCCAAAAAGAACUUGAUGGAGAUCGUAAAGAAGCUGAUGCUGCAUGUGGACAAAGCGGAAGGAACCACCUACAGAGAUGAGCUGCUCACCAAGAUCAUCGACAUCUGCAGCCAGAGCAACUACCAGUACAUCACCAACUUUGAAUGGUACAUCAGUAUCCUGGUGGAGCUGACGCGGUUAGAGGGCACACGGCACGGCCACCUCAUCGCCUCUCAGAUGCUGGACGUGGCUAUUCGGGUCAAAGCCAUCCGGGUCUUUGCUGUUGCCCAGAUGGCCACUCUGCUGGACAACGCCCACCUGUUGACGGGCAACGUGCAGCGAAAGGGCAUCUGUGAAGUGUUGUAUGCCGCAGCCUGGAUCUGCGGUGAAUUCUCCGAACACCUGGAGAACCCAAUGCAGACGUUAGAGGCCAUGCUGCGGCCCAAGGUGGCCACCCUACCGGGCCACAUCCAGGCAGUGUAUGUGCAGAACGCAGCCAAGCUGUUUGCCACCGUGCUGAAGAACCAGGAGGGGAACACGGACGGCACCGCAGCGCAGGAAACCAGCACGCUGAUGAUAGAAAGGCUGCCGCUGUUUGUCCAGAGCGCCAACCUGGAGGUGCAGGAGAGGGCGUCUUGCAUCCUGCAGCUGGUCAAGUACAUCCAGAAACUGCAGCAGAAGGACGUAGAAAUAACGGAGGAAGUCAUCGCUCUGUUCGCCGGAGAACUCAACCCUGUCGCCCCCAAGGCACAGAAGAAAGUGCCUGUUCCUGAAGGUCUGGACUUGGAUGCCUGGAUCAAUGAGCCUCCAUCCGAGAGCGAGUCUGAGGACGAGCAGCCCAAGGCUAUUUUCUCCAAGGAGGAGACCAAAUACUCCCGCCCCCGUCACACAGAGGUGGACGAGAAGGAGCUGGCAAAGAGGAGAGAAGUCAGAAAGCAGGAGCAAGCCAACAACCCGUUCUACAUCAAGUCCUCCCCAUCCUCUCAGAAGGUGUACCAGGAGGCCCCUGGAGUGGAGCACAUCCCAGUCGUACAGAUUGACCUCACUGUGCCUCUCAAAGUCCCAGGUCUGCCUAUGUCUGACCAGUACGUGAAACUGGAGGAGGAGCGUCGGCAGAAAGACAGAGCAGAGAAGAAGAAGAAGGAGAAGAAGAAGAGGAAAGAAAAGCGCAGCGGACGAGGAAGGAAACAUGAUUCAUGCCCGGAGAGCGAGGAGGACAUAACGCCUGCACACAUGGUCGACAUUGUUACCGAGGAGAUGCCAGAGAAUGCCUUACCCAGUGACGAUGAUGACAAAGAUCCCAAUGACCCUCAUAAAGCCCUGGACAUCGACCUGGACAACUUGAUGGAGAUGGCUGCACGCAGGCCUCUUGCAGACAGUGAGAAGCUGCCAGUCAGGUCACACCGUGCAGCAGAGACUCUCAAAAGCCCAGCUGAUGAUGGAGACGCGGAGAGUGCCGUUACACAGGAGCCCAAGAAGAAGAGCAGCAAAGAAAAGAGAGAGAAGAAGAAGGAUAAAGACAAGGACAGGAAGAAGAGCAAAGAAGAGAAGAAGAAGAAGAAGCACAAACAUGAAGAAAAGGGGGAGGAUCUUCUCGGGGGUCAGGAAGACGAGCCUGUGGUCCAAUCGGAAGAAACCAGUGAGGUGGCGGCACCGCCCACCUCCACCACUGCUGAGGUUUCGGAUCUGGAUUUCUGGCUCUCAAACGCUCCAGUGCCCUCUAACACCCAGGAAGCAGUAACAGUAGCAGCAGCAGCAGAAGCAGCCCCCGUGCCUGAGGCGGCCUCUGGCACAGCGCCAGACUCCGAGCCUGAUGAGCCCAAAGACACCGAGACGGAGGAGACUAAAUCCUCCAAACACAAGAAGAAGAAGCAGAAAAAGGAGAAGGAAGAGAAGGAGAAGAAAAAGAAGAAGAAGCAUCAUCACCAUCAUCGCCACAGUGACGCAGGUGGAGAGGAGUCGGUGCAGAACGGCACAGUGGAGGAGGAAGAGCCUCUGCCGCCCAUGUCCAAUUACUGCCUGCUGGCGGAGAACUCCUACAUCAAGAUGAUGAUGGAGGAUGCUGACCAGGUGAGCGACAUCCAGGGAAACCUGCAGGACGGCAGUCAGGUGGUGGUGUCUGCUAUAUUUGAAAACAAGUGUGAGAGCUUCCUCAAAUCCAUGGAGUUCAACGUCCUGGACUCUCUCAACUCCAAGCUGCAGAGGCCAGAGGGGUCGGGUCCACACGAUGGCCUCACCGUCCCCUUCCAGCUUCCACCUGGGGUGUCCAACGAGGCGCGGUUUGUCUUCACCAUGCAGAGCAUCGUAAUGCCACAGAAACUGAAGGGAACCCUCACCUUCAUAGUAAAGAAUGAGGACUCCUCCACUCACGAGAAACUGGACUUCAAACUGCACUUUACCUGCACCUCCUACCUAAUCACUACUCCUUGUUACAGUGAUGCGUUUGCAAAGCUGCUUGAGUCGGGCGACCUGAAGUGCAGCUCUGUGAAACUGGAGGGAGUCAACAUGCCCUUCCACCACCUACUGGCCAGGAUCUGCUUCCACCACCAUUUCUCUGUUGUGGAGAGGAUCGACUCCUGUGCCUCCAUGUACAGCAGGUCUAUCCAGGGCCACCACGUCUGUCUGCUGGUCAAAACUUCUGCUCAGACCGUGUCCAUUGACGCUAAAUGUGACGAGCCGACGCUGCUUGGGAAUGUGCUGGAUGAGAUCAAGCAGACCUUCUCUCAGUGCUGAUUGUGUCCGACAGCCCCAGGGUGCCCCCCGACCCCUCCAUGCCACCCCCUCCCUCGCUGCAACACAACAUAAUCAUGUUACGAAACACUGCGGCUGGCACUUCCAGUAUCGCCCUAUUUAUUAGUCCUCAGAUUCGCAAGAUCUUCUUCUUCUUCUUCUUCUUCUUCUUCUUCUUCUUCUUCUUCUUCCUCACUCUUCUUCUUCCCUCACUCUUCUGAGCUCUGUGGUCACUCCCUGACACUUGAUGUUGUUUUACAGACUCACUACAUGCGCCGUCUUCUCUGCAACGCACUUUCAUCUUUACUUCCUGGUUUCUGAACUCUGUUCUCCCCUGACUCUGUACUGAGCUCCAUUUUUCUGGAUGCCUCUGCUCUUUCCUGUGUACCUCUCUUCCACCCUCCACUCUGUCUGCAAUCCACUCUGUGACAGUCAUGUAAUGUAAUGUUGACAACUGGACUUUUGCUGUUGAUGGUUGAAUUGUGAUUUUACUGUUUUGAAGGUUUUUUUUGUCUUUGGUUUGUUUGUUGUUUUGUCUCUUUUUUUUCUUUCUUUUUUGUCUGAAACCUGUCUGCGCCUUUUAUCUCUUUCUGUCCACUAAACAUCGUGUGUGCUGCUCUCUCAGUCUGGUCCUAGCAGGAAAGAAUGGGGACUCUAACCUUCUCACAGUUAGCAAGUGCAGUGAUGGUUGAUGAAACCACAGCUACAUAUAAGGCAUGGGUUUUAAACUUCUUUCAGAGCCGUUGCCCUACUUGCCUUUUGGCAAGGCUCAGAGCAGAUCUGCUAGUGUUAGUUCAACACAAUCCUUGCGUGGCACUACGAGCGAUUAGUACAGUAGAUCAGUGGUUUUGCUCUGUGCCUUAGCUGUGGAGUCUGACCUACUGCAGCGCUUCAUGAGUCUCACAGAGCCCCGCCUCCCUCUCCCAGUUUAUCUGCUCCCUCAUCAACUGUGCUAAGCUGCAGUUUGACCCCCUAAGAACUUCCAACAUAUCAUUCCUUUCACAAAUCAAAGAUUAAUUUGAAGGCAGGAGAGUAUAAAAAUGAUUGAAUGAAACUCCAGAGUACAAGUGUGCAGUGUAAUGUGAGACUUUCACCACAGGACGCUACCAACUUUAUCAGCCUGCUCUUCAACUCGCAUAUGGAUUUGGUUAGUUGUAUAGAAGAUGUUAUAUUACUGUAAUACUCAGAAGGAUACUGUUAUUUCUAUGAAACCGAUCUGGUGCUGAGGGCCCUCAUUUGUGUCACCACGUGGUCAAGUUAGGGACAGAAUAAUCAGGCAUAAAGUGAGCUGUCACAUCACUGUCCUGUCUACAUUGUUUUGGACAAGUCAAAUAUGACUGGCUAAGGGAAGACAAAGUUACACUUUCAACCUGUCAUGUCAGGUUGAAAGUUGUUUUCUCUGUAAGCAGAGACUGUUCUGUGGUCAGUGGUUUCAGCUUCCCUUCCAAGAAAUAUCUGGCGACAUGGCUUCCACGGUAAGGAAGCCUCCACCCUGUCAACAGCAGAGUGCAGUUCUGUCCUGUCUCCAUAUGACAUCAUGUGAGAUAUUUACGCCUGUACCACUUUGACGUUCUUAUCACAGUAACUUGUCUGACAUCCAGAUAAACCCCCAGUGUUUCUUUACCCGUCAGAAACUGCCUUGCCACUUCUUUUGUGCAUUGACAUAUUAUGAAGAACAUGAAUGGGUCAUUCUUUUGUAAUGUAUAAAUGGCCGCCUCUUGUUACUCUCUGAGGUACAUGAUGUUUUAGUUUGUCAUUCAUGUCUGAAGUCACUACCCGGUCCAGCACGACUUAACCUUGUAGUAGCAAGAUAAAAACUGACUUGGUAGCAUCUCUGAUCAUAUAUACUGGUAAGGCCCUCUUCAUAUCUGUCUGCUAUUGUAGAUAACUAUGAUAAUGAUGUCUGUGACCUGAAGGUCGGGUCAGCCAUUCCACAAGAUGUUCUGUCUGAAUACAGAAGUGAUCCGCUGCAUUUCAGGAAUGUCUAUAGAAACAAAAAGUAUGUAUGUAUUCCCUGUUCCUGAAAAUAACUGGUAAAAGAGAAACAAAACAAAAAACUGCCCUAAUCAUACAUUGUCCUGAUUCUGAUCAUUUUUAUGUGCAUAUUUGAUUAAAAUUUGUAUAUUGCAUGAUUAGCAAUGUAUACUUUUUAUUUCUGUUCCAUCAACAUGCUUACACAAAGAAAAACUUGUCAUUCCAUGGUUGUCCUUUUGUCUUUAUAGUUUUUUUUAAAGAAGUUUACUUGAGCAUUCUACAUUUUUGAUGACAUUGUGUUUUUAUGUAUUCUAAAUUCAGACAAUUUAAAAAGGAAAAAAAAUGAUAUUGUUGAAUGUUUUUAAAUUAUUACACACAGGGAAGGAAGGGGGUUAUAUUUGGUGUAAUGACAUUGAGGGCAUGGGGCUCCGAAUAUAAGGUUGAGUAGAACCGGUCACGUGAAGCAGUGUACUGAGAGACAACCCGCAGUCUUAAUUCUCUAUUGGUUCAGUUUUGGUGAGAUAUUUGACCAAGUUUGGCUUGUGACAUUGAAAUAUACUCUUGUAUGACUCUGACUUUGGAAGGUCCUGUCUUUUUAUUUCUCCAUAUUCCAUUAUCAAGCUGUACAAUGUAAAAUGUUUUAAAGGGGACAACAUAAAGUAUCUACAUUCCCUUUAAAGAAAGUCCACCCAAAUUAAAAAAAAUAAAGGCCAUAAGAAGC
This is a messenger RNA of Cottoperca gobio, 6724 nucleotides long. RefSeq names its product adaptor related protein complex 3 subunit delta 1 (gene ap3d1). The record is from RefSeq and is a predicted model, not a curated record. The transcript is spliced from 35 exons. Gene Ontology annotation, cellular component: endosome membrane; presynaptic endosome; terminal bouton. Gene Ontology annotation, biological process: synaptic vesicle budding from endosome; anterograde synaptic vesicle transport; protein targeting to vacuole. Bases 217 to 4032 code for a protein of 1271 amino acids. Lineage: Eukaryota; Metazoa; Chordata; Actinopteri; Perciformes; Bovichtidae.